GCAGAAUAAUAAAAUCUAUUUCAAAGUCAAAUCAAAUUGUUCUGUAGCAGUCUUUGAUUCAUUGAAACCCAAGCAGGACGACCCUUCGAAGCUCUUGGUACGGAGGGGAAGCUAUUUGACCUUUGACACCCAGCCACAAGGCUUCAGCGGAAGACGGACACAGACAGCUGAGAGACGGACACAGACGGAGACACCGACCCGCUGAGGGUUUACUGUGAGCGACACCGCAACAUCAUCUGCAAACAUGUCCAACGACGACGAGCCAUUUAACCCGAGCUUGGCUGCAGCUCUGAUGAAGCUUGAUCCAGAGGACGGCGAGAAGAUCCUGGAGUACUUCAAGACUCAAGCCCUGCUGACCAGAGAGAAAGCCUUGCUGCAGGCGUCGGUCAGAGAACAGAAGAAGCUGCUGGUCGAAAACGCAAAACUGAAGAAAGACAUCGAACAGCUGAGAGGACAACUGCAAGACAAACAGAGGAGACGUGCUGCCAAAUUGUUGCUUGCUCCGCCCCCUCUACCUGCCAAUCAUCUGUCCUCCCUGGCUCCCCCUGCUGGAGAAGCCAGUGCUGCAUCUCCAACAAGCUGCUCCUCCUCAUUUGACCAGACAGAUGGAAAGAGGAGGAAAGGAGAGAGGAAAGCUCGAUCAGGCUCUGGCUCGCUCUCUUUGGGAACGGAGACUCGAGUUGACGUGUCCCGCCUGGACCUGAAGGUUGGACAGAUCCUUAGUGCCCACCGUCACCCUCUGGUGGAAAUGCUGCUUGUCCAGGAAGUCAACGUAGGAGAACCUGCUCCCCGGACUGUGGUCAGCAAGCUAGGCGGGAAAACAAACGUGGAUGAGCUACAGGGAGCUCUGGCAGUGUUGCUGUGCAAUGUCAAGGCCUGUAAGGUGAAGGGCGUGGUCUCUCAGGCCCGCUUCCUCUGCUGCUCCGCCUCCGACCGUGUCGAGCUUUUGGUCCCACCCACGACCGCCAUCCCAGGAGACAGAGUCACCUUCCUCAACUACCCUGGUGAACCUGACAAAGAGUUGGUGUCGAAGCAGCGGGUGUGGGACCUGCUUCAACCCGACCUGCGUGUGGACUGCAGGGGCGUGGCCAACUACAAAGGCUGCUCGUUCGAGGUGAAGGGGAAGGGUCUGUGUCGGGCUCCGUCACUCACCGACUGCGCCAUUGGAUAAAGUCGCAACAGGUGCUUUUAUUGUGAAGAGGCCAGAUGUUGUCAGUACAAGCGUGGCUAAUUACCCGAGUGACUUUUGUUUUAUUUUUUUUUCUUCUGGGUGAUAUGAGCCUUUCAUGAAUAUAUUGGUGUGUCAUCUUUGCCAAUAUGAAAACCUUUAUUUUACUGAAUAAACAAUGCAUAAAA
Messenger RNA from Thalassophryne amazonica, 1356 nucleotides. RefSeq names its product aminoacyl tRNA synthetase complex interacting multifunctional protein 1b (gene aimp1b). Gene Ontology annotation, molecular function: tRNA binding. The record is from RefSeq and is a predicted model, not a curated record. Bases 245 to 1171 code for a protein of 308 amino acids. NCBI's taxonomy places the organism in Eukaryota, Metazoa, Chordata, Actinopteri, Batrachoidiformes, Batrachoididae. The transcript has 7 exons.